Molecule: messenger RNA, 966 nt
Organism: Plasmodium falciparum 3D7
Lineage: Eukaryota; Apicomplexa; Aconoidasida; Haemosporida; Plasmodiidae
Gene: SPDS
Product: spermidine synthase
Biological process (GO): polyamine biosynthetic process
Molecular function (GO): transferase activity; spermidine synthase activity; catalytic activity
Source: RefSeq, a predicted model, not a curated record
AUGGAUAAAUUAAUAUCAAACAAUAAAUUAAAAUUAAGUGUUGUAUUAUUAGGAGGAUUAUGUUCUCUUGCUUAUUAUCAUUUGAAAAAUAAAUUUCAUCUUUCCCAGUUUUGUUUUUCAAAAAAAUGGUUUAGUGAAUUUUCCAUAAUGUGGCCUGGUCAGGCAUUUAGUUUGAAGAUAAAGAAAAUAUUAUAUGAAACAAAAUCAAAAUAUCAAAAUGUGUUGGUUUUUGAAAGUACCACAUAUGGAAAGGUUUUAGUUCUAGACGGUGUAAUACAACUAACCGAAAAAGAUGAAUUUGCUUAUCAUGAAAUGAUGACACAUGUUCCUAUGACUGUUUCUAAAGAACCAAAGAAUGUUUUAGUUGUAGGUGGUGGUGAUGGUGGUAUCAUAAGAGAAUUAUGUAAAUAUAAAUCUGUUGAAAAUAUUGAUAUAUGUGAAAUCGAUGAAACAGUUAUUGAAGUAUCGAAAAUUUAUUUUAAGAAUAUUAGUUGUGGUUAUGAAGAUAAAAGAGUUAAUGUUUUUAUUGAAGAUGCAAGUAAGUUUUUAGAGAAUGUUACAAAUACUUAUGAUGUUAUUAUCGUAGAUAGUUCAGAUCCAAUAGGACCAGCAGAAACAUUAUUUAAUCAAAAUUUUUAUGAAAAAAUUUACAACGCCCUAAAGCCUAACGGUUACUGUGUCGCACAGUGCGAAUCACUCUGGAUACACGUGGGAACAAUUAAAAAUAUGAUUGGAUAUGCAAAAAAAUUAUUUAAGAAAGUGGAAUAUGCAAAUAUAAGUAUACCUACUUAUCCAUGUGGAUGUAUAGGUAUAUUAUGCUGCUCAAAGACAGACACUGGAUUAACAAAACCAAAUAAAAAAUUAGAAUCCAAAGAAUUUGCUGACUUAAAAUAUUAUAAUUAUGAAAACCACUCAGCGGCUUUUAAAUUACCAGCAUUUCUUUUAAAAGAAAUAGAAAACAUAUAA